GUCACGGGUUUUCAGGCGCUGAGCUCCUGGAGACAGCCUGCCGCGGGGCCUCGGGUCGGCCUUCCCGCGCUCCGGGAGCCCGCUCGGCGGCGCGAUGAGGCGCAGCAAGGCCGACGUGGAGCGGUAUAUCGCCUCCGUGCAGGGUUCCGCCCCGUCGCCGCGAGAGAAGUCAAUGAAAGGAUUCUAUUUUGCGAAGCUGUACUACGAAGCUAAAGAAUAUGAUCUUGCUAAAAAAUACAUAUCUACAUAUAUUAAUGUGCAAGAGAGGGAUCCCAAAGCUCACAGAUUUUUGGGUCUUCUCUAUGAAGCUGAAGAAAACACAGACAAAGCUGUUGAAUGUUAUAAGCGUUCAGUGGAAUUAAAUCCAACACAAAAAGAUCUUGUGUUGAAGAUUGCAGAAUUGCUUUGUAAAAAUGAUGUUACUGAUGGAAGAGCAAAAUACUGGGUUGAAAGAGCAGCUAAACUUUUCCCAGGAAGUCCUGCAAUUUAUAAGUUAAAGGAACAGCUUUUAGAUUGUAAAGGUGAAGAUGGAUGGAAUAAACUUUUUGACUUGAUUCAGUCAGAACUUUAUACAAGACCUGAUGAUGUCCAUGUGAAUAUACGACUAGUGGAACUGUAUCGAUCAAAUAAAAGAUUGAAGGAUGCUGUGGCCCACUGUCAUGAGGCAGAGAGGAACAUAGCUUUGCGUUCAAGUUUAGACUGGAAUUUGUGUGUGGUGCAGACCCUUACGGAAUAUCUGGAGUCGUUACAGUGUUUGGAAUCUGAUAAAAAUGACUGGCGAGCGACCAAUAAAGACUUACUUCUGGCUUAUGCUAACCUUAUGCUACUUACACUUUCCACCAGAGAUGUUCAAGAAAGUAGAGAAUUACUGGAAAGGUUUGAUAGUGCUCUUCAGUCUGUGAAAUCCUCUGUAGGUGGAAAUGAUGAACUGUCAGUUACUUUCUUAGAAAUGAAAGGACAUUUCUACAUGCAUGCUGGUUCUCUGCUUUUGAAGAUGGGUCAGCAUAGUGAGGUGCAAUGGCGAGCUCUCUCUGAGCUGGCAGCAUUGUGCUAUCUCAUAGCAUUUCAGGUCCCGAGACCAAAGAUUAAAUUAAUAAAAGGAGAAACUGGACAGAAUUUACUGGAAAUGAUGGCCCAUGAUCGUCUCAGCCAAUCAGGGCACAUGCUGCUGAACUUAAGUUGUGGCAAGCAAGAUUUUUUAAAGGAGGUUGUGGAGUCUUUUGCCAAUAAAAGUGGACAGUCUGCCCUGUAUGAUGCUCUGUUUUCUAGUCAAUCACCUAAGGAGAGAUCUUUGCUUGGUAGUGAUGAUAUUGGAAACAUUGAUGUACAAACUCCAGAGCCUGGUGAUUUGGCUAGAUAUGAUGUUGGUGCUAUUCGAGCACACAAUGGUAGUCUUCAGCACCUUACUUGGCUUGGCUUGCAAUGGAAUUCACUGCCUGCUUUACCUGCAAUUCGAAAAUGGCUGAAACAGCUUUUUCAUCAUUUGCCUCAAGAAACCUCACGACUUGAAACAAAUGCACCUGAAUCAAUAUGUCUUUUAGAUCUUGAAGUAUUUUUACUUGGAGUAAUAUAUACCAGCCACUUACAAUUAAAGGAGAAGUAUAAUUCUCACUGCAGCUCCUAUCAGCCAUUGUGCUUGCCACUUCCUGUGUGUAAACAACUUUGUACAGAAAGACAAAAAUCUUGGUGGGAUGCAGUCUGUAACCUAAUUCACAGAAAGGCAAUACCUGGAACUUCAGCAAAAUUACGACUUCUGGUUCAGCAUGAAAUUAACACUUUAAGAGCCCAGGAAAAACAUGGCCUUCAACCUGCUCUGCUUGUAUACUGGGCAAAAUGCCUUCAGAAAACAGGCAGCAGUCUUAAUUCUUUUUAUGAUCAACGGGAAUACAUAAGCAGAAGUGUUCAUUAUUGGAAGAAAGUUAUACCAUUGUUGAAGACAAUCAAAAAGAAAAGCAGUAUUCCUGAACCUACUGAUCCUUUGUUUAAACAUUUUCAUAGUGCAGAUAUUCAGGCAUCUGAAGUUGGUGAAUAUGAAGAAGAUGCACAUAUAACUUUUGCUAUAUUGGAUGUGGUUAAUGGAAAUAUAGAAGACGCUCUGACUGCCUUUGAAUCUAUAAAAAGUGUUGUUUCUUACUGGAAUCUUGCACUGAUUUUUCACAGGAAAGCAGAAGACAUUGAAAAUGAUUCCCUUUCUCCUGAAGAACAAGAAGAAUGCAAAAAUUAUCUGCGAAAGACCAGGGACUACCUAAUAAAGAUUUUAGAUGACAGUGAUUCAAAUCUUUCAGUGGUCCAGAAAUUGCCUGUGCCACUGGAGUCUGUAAAAGAGAUGCUUAACUCAGUAAUGCAGGAACUUGAAGAUUAUAGUGAUGGAGGUCCUCUUUAUAAAAAUGGUUGUUUGCGAAAUGCAGAUUCAGAAAUAAAACAUUCUACACCAUCUCCCACAAAAUAUUCUCUAUCACCAAGUAAAAGUUACAAGUAUUCUCCCAAAACACCUCCUCGAUGGGCAGAAGAUCAAAACUCUCUAUUGAAAAUGAUCUGCCAACAAGUAGAGGCCAUUAAGAAAGAAAUGCAAGAGUUGAAACUAAAUAGCAGUAACUCAGCAUCCCCUCAUCGGUGGCCCGCAGAGAAUUAUGGACCAGAUCCAGUGCCUGAUGGGUAUCAAGGAUCACAGACUUUUCAUGGGGCUCCAUUAACAGGGUCCGGUUUAUGGCAUGAAAGGCUUCCACCACAACAGCAUAUUUAUGCCUAUUCACAACAGAUGCACACACCACCAGUGCAAAGCUCAUCUUCUUGUAUGUUCUCUCAGGAAAUGUACGGUCCUCCGUUGCGUUUUGAAUCUCCUGCAACAGGAAUUCUGUCACCCAGGGGUGAUGAUUACUUUAAUUACAAUGUUCAGCAGACAAGCACAAAUCCCCCUUUACCAGAACCAGGGUACUUCACAAAGCCUCCAGUUGCAGCUCAUGCUUCAAGAUCUGCAGAUUCUAAAGUUUUAGAAUUUGGAAAAACUAAUUUUGUUCAGCCCAUGCCGGGUGAAGCAUUACGGCCAUCAUUGACAACACCGGCGCAUACAACACAGCCAACUCCUUUUAAAUUUAACUCAAAUUUCAAGUCAAAUGAUGGUGACUUCACAUUUUCUUCACCACAGGUUGUGACGCAACCCACUUCUACACCUUAUAGUAACAGUGAAAGCCUUUUAGGUCUCCUGACUUCAGAUAAACCUUUGCAAGGAGACAGCUAUAGUGGACCAAAACCAGUUCCUGGUCAAACUGUUGGGCCUCGAAAUACAUUCAGUUUUGGAAGUAAAAAUGUUUCUGGAAUCUCAUUUACAGAAAACAUGGGACCAAAUCAGCAAAAGAGUUCUGGUUUUCGUCGAAGUGAUGAUAUGUUUACUUUCCAUGGUCCAGGGAAAUCUAUAUUUGGAGCACCUGCUCCAGAACCGACAAAUAAGAGUCAUGAAACAGAUGGAGGAAGUGCCCACGGGGAUGAUGAUGAUGAUGGUCCUCACUUUGAGCCUGUGGUACCACUUCCUGAUAAAAUUGAAGUAAAAACAGGUGAGGAAGAUGAAGAAGAAUUCUUCUGCAACCGUGCAAAAUUGUUCCGUUUUGAUGGAGAAUCCAAAGAAUGGAAGGAACGUGGGAUCGGCAAUGUAAAAAUACUAAGGCAUAAGACAUCUGGUAAAAUUCGACUUCUAAUGAGACGAGAACAAGUAUUGAAAAUCUGUGCAAAUCAUUACAUCAGUCCAGAUAUGAAACUGACACCAAAUGCUGGAUCAGACAGAUCUUUUGUAUGGCAUGCCCUUGAUUAUGCAGAUGAAUUGCCAAAACCAGAACAGCUUGCUAUUAGAUUCAAAACUCCUGAGGAAGCAACACUUUUUAAGUGUAAGUUUGAAGAAGCCCAAAACCUUUUAAAAGCCUCAGGAACAAAUGUAGCCAAAACACCAAAUCAGACCAUCAGAAUUGUAAAAGAACCUGCAAGUCAUGAGAACAAAGAUAUUUGCAAAAAUGAUGAUGGAAACCUGAAUUUUGAAUUUCAAGUUGCAAAGAAAGAAGGCUCUUGGUGGCAUUGUAACAGCUGCUCGUUAAAGAAUGUUGCAACUGCUAAGCAAUGUGUAUCAUGCCAAAAUCUAAACCCAAAUAAUAAUGAACUCAUAGGUUCAUCAUUAGUAGAAACUGGUUCUACUCCUAAAACUGGCCCAGAAAAUGCUCAAGAUAGAUUUGCAUCAAUGACUCCAAAGAAAGAAGGCCACUGGGACUGUAGUAUUUGUUUAGUAAGAAAUGAACCUACUGUAUCUAGGUGCAUUGCAUGUCAGAAUACAAAGUCUCCUAACAAAACUGGAUCUUCAUUUGUUCAUCAAAGUUCUUUUAAAUUCAGCCAGGGAGAUCUUCCUAAGUCUGUUAACAGUGAUUUCAGAUCUGUGUUUUCUGCAAAGGAAGGACACUGGGAUUGCAUUGUUUGUUUGGUAAGAAAUGAAGCAAGCUCUACAAAAUGUGUUGCUUGUCAGAAUCCAAGAAAACAGAGUCUGCCUACUACUUCUGUUUCAGAACCUGCCUCUUUUAAGUUUGGUACUUCAGAGAUCAGUGUAACUCCAAAGAGUGGAUUUGAGGACAUGUUUGCUAAGAAGGAAGGACAAUGGGAUUGCAGUGUGUGUUUGGUAAGAAAUGAAGCAAGCUCUGCAAAAUGUGUUGCUUGUCAGAAUCCAAGAAAACAGAGUCUACCUACUACUUCUGUUUCAGAACCUGCCUCUUUUAAGUUUGAUACUUCAGAAAUCAGUGUAACUCCAAAGAGUGGAUUUGAGGACAUGAUUGUUAAGAAGGAAGGACAGUGGGAUUGCAGUUCAUGCUCAGUGCGAAAUGAAGCAAAUGCUACAAGAUGUAUUGCUUGUCAGAAUCCUGCUAAGCCAAGUACAUCCACUUCUGCUGUUCCAGCUUCUGCUUCUUUCAAGUUUGGUACUUCAGAGAUAAGCAAGGUUCCAAAGAGUGGAUUUGAGGGAAUGUUCACCAAGAAGGAUGGACAGUGGGAUUGUAGUUUAUGCUUAGUACGAAAUGAAGCAAGUGCUACCCAAUGUAUUGCUUGUCAGAAUCCAAAUAAACAGAAUCAGCCUACAACUGUUACAGCACCUGCCUCUUCAGAGGUAAGCAAGGCUCCAAAGAAUGGAUUUGAAGGAAUGUUUGCCAAAAAGGAAGGACAGUGGGAUUGUAGUGUUUGUUUUGUACAAAAUGAGAGUACUUCUUUAAAAUGUGUUGCUUGUGAUGCUGCUAAACCAGCUCACAAACCUAUUGCAGAAGCUCCUUCAGCUUUCACAGUGGGCUCAAAAACGAAGAUAAAUGACUCUUCUGAAAGUCGUGUGGGGACAGGAUUUAAAGGUAACUUUCCAGAAAAAACUUCUAAAUUUGGCAUUACAGAGCAAGGAUUUAAAUUUGGGCAUGCGGAUCAAGAAAACACACCUUCAUUUACAUUUCAGGGUUCUUCUAAUACAGAAUUUAAGUCAAUAAAAGAAGGAUUUAGUUUUUCCAUCCCUGUGUCUGCUGAUGGGUUUAAAUUUGGCAUUCAAGAACAGGGAAAUCAAGAGAAGAAAAGUGGAAAGCACCUUGAAAAUGACACCAGUUCCCAGGCUCAGGAUGUUCAUAGUCAGAAGAGUAGCAGUGGUGUAAUUUUUGGUCAGACAAGCAGCACUUUUACCUUUGCAGAUCUUGCAAAGUCAACUUCAGGAGAAGGAUUUCAAUUUGGCAAGAAAGAUCCUAAUUUUAAGGGAUUUUCAGGUGCUGGAGAAAAAUUAUUCUCAUCGCAAAGUGGUAAAAUGACUGAAAAAGCCAGCACUUCUGCUGAUCUUGAGAAAGAUGAUGAUGCCUAUAAAACUGAGGACAGUGAUGACAUCCAUUUUGAACCAGUAGUACAAAUGCCUGAAAAAGUGGAACUUGUAACAGGAGAAGAAGAUGAAAAAGUUCUGUAUUCACAGCGAGUGAAAUUAUUUAGGUUUGAUGCUGAGAUAAGUCAGUGGAAAGAAAGGGGUUUGGGGAACUUAAAAAUUCUCAAAAAUGAAGUCAAUGGUAAACUAAGAAUGCUGAUGCGAAGGGAACAAGUAUUAAAAGUAUGUGCCAAUCACUGGAUAACGACUACGAUGAACCUCAAGCCUCUCUCUGGAUCAGAUCGAGCAUGGAUGUGGUUAGCUAGUGAUUUCUCUGAUGGCGAUGCCAAACUGGAACAGCUGGCAGCAAAAUUUAAAACACCAGAGUUAGCUGAAGAAUUCAAGCAGAAAUUUGAAGAGUGCCAGCGACUUCUGUUAGAUAUUCCACUUCAAACUCCCCAUAAACUAGUUGAUACUGGCAGAGCUGCCAAAUUAAUACAGAGAGCUGAGGAAAUGAAGAGUGGACUGAAAGAUUUCAAAACAGUUUUGACAAAUGAUCAAACAAAAGUCACUGAUGAAGGGAAUAAGAGUUCAGGUACAGAUGCUGCCAGUGCCUCAGACACAACAGUCAAGCCAGAUUCUGAAAACACUGGGCCCACUUUAGAGUGGGAUAACUAUGACUUAAGGGAAGAUGCUUUGGAUGAUAGUGUAAGCAAUAGCUCAGUACAUGCUUCUCCAUUGGCAAGCAGCCCUGUGAGAAAAAACCUCUUCCGCUUUGGUGAAUCAACAACAGGAUUUAACUUUAGUUUUAAAUCUGCUUUGAGCCCAUCUAAGUCUCCUGCCAAGUUGAAUCAGAGUGGGACCUCUGUUGGCACUGAUGAAGAAUCUGAUGUUACUCAAGAAGAAGAGAGAGAUGGACAAUACUUUGAACCUGUUGUACCUUUACCUGAUCUAGUUCAAGUGUCCAGUGGUGAGGAAAAUGAGCAAGUUGUUUUUAGUCACAGAGCAAAACUCUAUAGAUAUGAUAAAGAUGUUAGUCAGUGGAAAGAAAGGGGCAUUGGUGAUAUAAAGAUCUUACAGAAUUAUGAUAAUAAGCAAGUUCGCAUAGUGAUGAGAAGAGACCAGGUGUUAAAGCUUUGUGCCAAUCACAGAAUAACUCCAGACAUGACUUUACAAAGUAUGAAAGGGACAGAAAGAGUAUGGGUGUGGACUGCCUGUGAUUUUGCAGAUGGAGAAAGAAAAGUAGAACAUUUAGCCGUCCGUUUUAAACUACAGGAUGUUGCAGACUCCUUUAAGAAAAUUUUUGAUGAAGCAAAAACAGCCCAAGAAAAAGAUUCUUUGAUAACACCUCAUGUUUCUCGUUCAGGCACUCCUAGAGAGUCACCAUGUGGCAAAAUUGCUGUAGCUGUAUUGGAAGAAACCACAAGAGAAAGGACAGAUUUAAUACAGGGUGAUGAUGUACCAGAUGCAAAUUCAGAAGUUGGAGAAGUGUCUAGCACAUCUGAAACAACAACAAAAGCAGUGGUUUCUCCUCCAAAGUUUGUAUUUGGUUCAGAGUCUGUGAAAAGCAUUUUUAGUAGUGAAAAAUCAAAACCAUUUGCAUUUGGCAAUAGUUCAGCCACUGGGUCUUUGUUUGGAUUUAGUUUUAAUGCACCUUUGAAAAACCACAAUAGUGAAACCAGUACAGUAGUCCAGAGUGGAUCUGAAAGAAAAGUGGAACCUAACAAAUGUGAACUUUCAGAGAACUCUGAUAUCAAAAAAUCUUCAAAUGGCAAAGUCAAAAGUCUAUUUGCUUCCUUUCCAAAGGAGGAAUCUUCAACUAAUUACACAUUUAAAACACCAGAAAAGGCAGAAGAGAAGAAAAAACUGGAAGAUCCUCCCUCAGAUGAUGAUGUUCUCAUUGUUUAUGAACUAACCCCUACUCCUGAGCAAAAAGCACUUGCAACCAAACUGAAACUUCCUCCAACUUUCUUCUGCUAUAAGAAUAAACCAGAUUAUGUUAGUGAAGAAGAAGAGGAUGAUGAAGAUUUUGAAAUGGCUGUCAGGAAACUUAAUGGAAAACUCUAUCUGGAUGACUCAGAAAAACAUAGGCCAAUAGAAGAAAAUCCAGCAGUUUUAGAUAAUGAAAAAGAAUGUGUUAUUGUUUGGGAAAAGACACCAACAGUUGAAGAGAAAGCAAAAGCAGAUUCAUUAAAGCUUCCACCUACAUUUUUUUGUGGAGUUUGCAGUGAUACUGAUGAGGACAAUGGAAAUGGGGAAGACUUUCAAUCAGAGCUUCAAAAAGUUCAGGAAGCUCAGAAAUCCCAGAGUGAGGAAAUAACUAGCACAACUGACAGUGUGUAUACUGGUGGGACUGAAAUGACUGCAGCAUUUUUCUGUAAAUCUGAAGAACCUGAUUCUGUUGCCAAACCUAUUAGUUCAUCAUCUGUUUCCUCUGGAACUGUGGACAAACCUGUAGAUUUGUCUACUAGAAAGGAAAGUGAUACAGAAUCUACAAGUCAAGUAGAAAGUAAAACAGUUUCAUUUGGAUUUGGAGGUGGUACAGGACUGUCAUUUGCAGAUUUGGCUUCUAGCAAUUCUGGGGAUUUUGCUUUUGGUCCUAAAGAUAAAAAUUUCCAGUGGGCAAAUACUGGAGCAACUGUGUUUGGAACACAAUCAACCAGUAAAGCUGGUGAAGAUGAAGAUGGUAGUGAUGAAGAAGUAGUUCAUAAUGAAGAUAUUCAUUUUGAACCAAUAGUGUCAUUACCAGAGGUAGAAGUAAAAUCUGGAGAAGAAGAUGAAGAAAUUUUGUUUAAAGAGAGAGCUAAACUUUAUAGAUGGGAUAGAGAUGUCAGUCAGUGGAAGGAGCGGGGUGUUGGAGAUAUAAAGAUUCUUUGGCAUACAAUGAAGAAUUACUAUCGGAUCCUAAUGAGAAGAGACCAGGUGUUUAAAGUGUGUGCAAACCAUGUUAUCACCAAAACAAUGGAAUUAAAACCCCUAAAUGUUUCAAAUAAUGCUUUAGUUUGGACUGCUUCAGAUUAUGCUGAUGGAGAAGCAAAAGUGGAGCAACUUGCAGUGAGAUUUAAAACAAAAGAAAUGGCUGAGUCUUUUAAGAAAAAAUUUGAAGAAUGUCAGCAAAAUUUAUUAAAACUCCAGAAAGGACAGGUGUCUCUGGCAGCAGAGUUAUCAAAGGAGACAAAUCCUGUGGUAUUUUUUGAUGUUUGUGCGGAUGGUGAACCUCUGGGACGUAUAACCAUGGAAUUAUUUUCAAACAUUGUUCCUCAGACUGCUGAGAACUUCAGAGCACUGUGCACUGGAGAGAAGGGCUUUGGUUUUAAGAACUCCAUUUUUCACAGAGUAAUUCCAGAUUUCGUUUGCCAAGGGGGAGAUAUCACCAAACACGAUGGAACAGGAGGACAGUCCAUUUAUGGAGAUAAAUUUGAAGAUGAAAACUUUAAUGUGAAACAUACCGGUCCUGGCUUACUCUCUAUGGCCAAUCGAGGCCGGGAUACUAAUAAUUCUCAAUUUUUUAUAACAUUGAAAAAAGCAGAACAUUUGGACUUUAAGCAUGUAGUAUUUGGGUUUGUUAGGGAUGGCAUGGAUACUGUGAAAAAGAUUGAAUCAUUUGGUUCUCCCAAAGGAUCUGUUAGUCGAAGAAUUAGUAUCAUAGAAUGUGGACAGAUAUAAAAUCAUUGUUUUUCAUAGUAAAUUUUAAUCUGUAUAAGCAGUCUAAUUGAAGCUUAGCUGUUACAGACAAUAUGGUAAUUAUGUUCAGCUUUUGAAAAUGAACGUUUCCAAUGUAUAAAUGUAAAAUUGCAGCUUAUAGCUGUUGUCACUUUUUAAUGUGUUAUAAUUGACCUUGCAUGGUGUGAAAUAAAAGUUUAAACACUGGUGUAUUUCAGGUGUACUUGUGUUUAUGUACUCCUGAUAUCUGUAUUAAAAUGGAAUAAUAAUUAAUCUUGUUAUAAGCAAUAGAACUUUGCAGACUAUUGAAGGAAUAUGAUAUAUGCAGCUUAAUUUUAGUUCCUUUAGAGAUAUAUUUGGACUUUUUGCAUGGAUAUAUUUACCAUUUGAAUAAAGGGACCACAACUUGGAUAAUUUAAUUUUAGAUCUGAAUUAUAUUUGGUAAUCUUAACUAUUGGUGAGUUCCCUUGUGCAUAGAGAUUCGUUUAUGAAUGGAUAGAGCCACAGAAGAUAUUUAACCAAAGUGCUCUUCAAUAAUCUUUACACCUCCUGUAUAGUUACAAAUUAAAUUUUAGAGCACCCUCUUUUCUUAAAAUCUGUAGCUUCCUGUGCCCUUUCAAAGGUAUUGAUUUUACAUUUGAAACAAGUUGACUAUUAGUUUUUUGUUUUUUUUUUUUUAACUUUUCUGUCAUCUGUCUCUACUACCUCAGAAAUUUCAGCUUGGUCCUGAUGAUAGAAUUGAAUUUUUUCUUGCCGCUAUUGUGAUAAAGUAUGAAUAUUUUCAAAAAGGUCUAUACGAUGUUAUUUGGUUAAAGAUUUGCUUUAUACUAGAUUGUUGCAGUACCUUUUUCUGAUGAAUUUUGUAGCAGAAAUAAAGUGACAAUUGAUAAUAGCCAUGACAUUUUAAA
Messenger RNA from Ictidomys tridecemlineatus (thirteen-lined ground squirrel), 10416 nucleotides. Lineage: Eukaryota; Metazoa; Chordata; Mammalia; Rodentia; Sciuridae. The record is from RefSeq and is a predicted model, not a curated record.